Messenger RNA from Cladophialophora yegresii CBS 114405, 531 nucleotides. RefSeq lists its product as uncharacterized. NCBI's taxonomy places the organism in Eukaryota, Fungi, Ascomycota, Eurotiomycetes, Chaetothyriales, Herpotrichiellaceae. Bases 1 to 531 code for a protein of 176 amino acids. The transcript is spliced from 5 exons. The record is from RefSeq and is a predicted model, not a curated record.
AUGGUCCAAUUCAAAAGCAUCCUGCUAUUCAGUCUCAUCGGCGCAGCUGUUUCCGCCUUUCCACCUUCGAAACUUCCUGGAUGCGGAGAGCUCGACAUCAUCUUCACUGGCUUGCCUCCGUAUCACCCUCUCGUCAUUCAGCAGGGAUUCAAUGCCUCCGCUGUCGAUGCAGGUCUGAGGCACGAUGCUGCAGAUAUCGUGAAAGCUGGCUAUAACCUCCGAGGUGUCGUUCUUAUGGGUCCAGAGCAGGACAUCAACGUUCUCGCCAAGCAGACGAACGGUGUCCGCUGGGAUGGUACAGGAAUCGGCUAUGGCGUACGAGGUUCGCACCUCGAAGAUCUGACUGUUCGCUUCGGCGACAUCGUCCAGCUGUACCGCGACAAAGCUCCACAAGCUCCGAUCCUCUUCGACUAUUCACCCGUCACGGCCCUUUGGGCGAUACAGAGACGCUUCCCUCUGUCGAGCAACUGCACAAAAUCCCCAGGAAAAGACCUCGGAUUCGAGGUCUUUUGCGACGUAUGCGCAAGCUGA